GCAGGCCAGCCGACAAUAAUCGGAAACGAUCCUUCUCAUUCCGAACGGGGUGUUUCUUAGGCGUACUCGAGAACGGCGAGAUGGUGUCAUUCGAAAAUGUUCUUGAAUACUGAGCCAGGAAAUUAUGUAUUGGCCAUGUGGUGUGCCUCAGGUCUUUGCAUACCAUGGCCCGGAUCCAGAGAUAGUCGAGGAAGAUUCGGCGCCAGUCAAAGCAAGUCAUGACAUUGAUGAAUCUGCCCCUAAUAUCGCAGCUAGGGAGCAGGAUAAUGGCAUCAAAGACAUACAGGCAGCGCGCAAUGAUCAUCUGUUCGCGACAGUCACUCACACCAGACUCGAUUUGUGGUCAACCCGUCCGGUAGCUUUACUCGCCUCCCUCUCAAGAUCAUCGAAAUCCUUGCAGACGUACGGAACCAAUCUGUCUGUCAACUUCAAGCCAGACGCGGCGACCAUCGUUAUUCGCACAACAGAAAGCUAUCUGAUCACCUACUCGGUGGAAAGCGAUCCGAAUGCACGCGUUCUGCAGCAACAAUAUGGCUACAGUCAAGCCAAACGCCAGAACCUCAUGCGGAGCUUCGGUGUAGACGAGACUGCAGGCUUUGCUGAGGUUCUUCUGCGGUUUAGGCGCGCCAUUAAAAUCGAUGCGGGAAUACAUUCUGUAAUUGCCUUGGACGCAGAAUUAGUCGUGGCGACCGUUAAGCCUGCAGCUGUGCAAUGUAUCAGAUGGGAGACGCAGAAGGACGGUUCCCGCGCUGUUGCUCAGUUGCUGUCCAAGAUGGACUGGAUUGGCCAAAAGUCUGGGAUAUCAAGCAUGGUUCAUGAUCGCGCGAUGAAUCUUUCAGUCUGGUUAUCCCAGGACGGCCAUGCAUACGCAGUCCAACGAGUCAAGCCUCAGUUGUCCCAAGCGGCGUCUUCAGACGACUCUCUUCCUUCCCCACGAUCCUCCACGACUCCUUCGACGCGACUCUUUGACGGUUACUGCUUCCACAAGCCCGAAACCUCUUCUGAAGCCAAAUUCGCCAGCAUCAAUGCUAGAUUCUCGCUUGUCGCAAUCGCCACUUUUGCGGGAGAAGUCAUAUGCUAUGCUGCUAAAGAUUACGUCGGGAAUAUUCCCCUCUCUCACACAUUCAAACCUUCCACCUCCCCGUCUUCCAGAGGCGCCAUAACGUGCCUGACAUGGUCACCCGACGGAUACUGUCUCUUCGCCGGCUACGAGCAUGGGUGGUCAACAUGGUCUGUCUUCGGAAAAGAAGGCGCUUCAAGCUUUCACUCCAAUCUUUCUCACGCUGAGUCCAAUAAUGAGAGUUGGCUUCUUUCCAUUCAGAGAGCAAGCUGGAUUAGCAGCGGGGCCGAGAUCCUCCUCACAUCCUCGGAUGACGAUCGAAUAUGGAAGAUGGAAAUCUCGCGCAGUGCAGCCAUCGGCUGCUUCUCGUGCGCUAAUCUUGUUCGAGCACUUCUUCAUACACCGAAUGAAUUGACUGUCUAUCGAGGUCACGAACUUCCCGACUUGACGUCUAUUUCUAACGAGGCAUCACUUUGGCAUCACGCUCCAUACCCACCUGUGUAUCUCAACAGUCAGUGGCCCAUAAAAUCAUGCGUCAUAUCGCAAGACGGAAGAUACACCGCCAUUGCCGGCCGACGCGGCCUUGCCCAUUACAGCCUUCAAAGCGGACGAUGGAAGACAUUUGCCGAUAUCGCCGCAGAGAAUUCCUUCGCAGUCCGUGGAGGAAUGUGCUGGUUCAAUCAUAUCCUGGCCGUCGCGACCGAAAAUGCUGCUGGAUAUGACUUACGGCUGUAUUCUCGCGAACUCGACCUUGGCCGCUUUCCGCUUCAUACCGAAGCAUUUUCCACGCCCAUUGUGUUUGUUGGCCCUUCAGGCGAAGAUUCGCUACUUGUCUACACUCACGACAACGUUCUCUAUCAUUACAUCCUCAACAUAACUGAAAGAGGGGCCCAACUUGUCCAGGUAGGCCAAAUCGCCUUCCACGGUAUCGUCCGAGCACCCAGUCGAGUCCGCUCGGUCAGCUGGGUUGUGCCUGACUCGCAAUUGCGAAAUGGUGAUCCGUCACGAGACGUGGAAUUUGCUUCUGUCCUUUUCCUGGUGGACGACAAAUUGGUGUUAUUGCAGUCGUCGCGAAACGAGGAGGACGAACUUAAAUACGACAUGCGCGUCAUUGCUCAGCAUGUUGAAUACUACAUCCUCAUGCGCGACCAGAUGUACUUCAACUUCACUGGUACGGAUGAAUCUGGGCCGCCAACUCCCUCGCCUGGCUCGGCAUUUACGACGAGGAGUAAGCACCAUUACUCGCUAAGGGAUUCCCUGUGGAUAUUCAGCGGCGAGGAACUCAGAGUGUGGCCGGAUGUACGCGACUUGCUCCACCAUGCAGCCGAGGGAGACUUGAAUACAUCGGCAUUGCUUUCUAUGUCUGUCGACUUCUACCCGCUGUCGAUUCUGCUGACUAAAGGUGUUGUUUUGGGAAUUGAGUCGGAAAUACUACAGCGACGAGACGUCAAUUUUGCCCAGUUCAGGUCAGGCAUUCGGACCCAGCUCUUCCUGCCGUACAUUCUUCGUCAUCAGUUGUGCGAAGAACAUGAUACAGCUGCAGCGUUCGGCCUGGCAAACCAGUACCAGCACCUAUCAUACUUUCCGCAUGCUCUGGAGAUUCUUCUGCACCACGUGCUUGAUGACGAAGUCGACAGGGUAAGGCAAGCGAAGGCAGAAGACGAAACACCAGGACCGUUGCCUGCAGUCCUGUCAUUCCUACAGCUUGUCCUGCCUCCAACGACCUACCUGUCGACCGUCGUCCAGUGUAUUCGCAAGACAGAGCUGAGCUCCUGGAGGACCUUGUUCGAGCAUCUCCCGCCACCGCUCGCCCUCUUCGAGCAGGCAUUGGAACUUGAAGACCUAAAGACGGCAAGCGGAUAUCUGAUUGUCCUGCAAGGGUUAGAAGAAGACGACGAGUCGGACACUUACGACGCCCGGAAGUUCGAGAGCUACGUGAUCAGGCUGAUGAAACUGGCUCGGCAAAAAUCCGACUUUGAAUUAUGUUCGGAACUGGCGAGAUUCAUGAUCGGUGUCGACCCUAGGGGCGAUGCUUUAAGGCGAGUCAUUGCGGCCGUCGGAUUCACGAACAAGCAAACCUACCUCGCUCCCAUCAGGACAGUUUCAGCGCAGAUGAGGACCUCGUCUGGCAAUAGGACAAGCGAGAGCAGUCCGGGUGGAAGUGUAAACAGGUUGAGUCCGGGGAGUGGCGGCGAUUACUUUUCGUCGUCCCCAGGCGGGUAUUAGUUUUAUAGAGAUACGCGCAGCAUUGAAAAUAUUCGAAGCGGAUAGUAAAGUUUCGCUUCAGUAUGCUUAAG
Molecule: messenger RNA, 3357 nt
Organism: Exophiala xenobiotica
Lineage: Eukaryota; Fungi; Ascomycota; Eurotiomycetes; Chaetothyriales; Herpotrichiellaceae
Exons: 1
Coding region: 125-3286 (1053 amino acids)
Biological process (GO): retrograde transport, endosome to Golgi; intracellular protein transport
Cellular component (GO): cytosol; Ric1-Rgp1 guanyl-nucleotide exchange factor complex; Golgi membrane
Molecular function (GO): protein binding
Source: RefSeq, a predicted model, not a curated record